AUGGUUACAGCACAUCUGCUAGGUGAAGAGCUUUACAACCUUCUUGGACACUAUCUCUCCCGUCAUCUUGGAGGUGUUUACCAAGCCUCCCUUAGCCACACUGACGAACCCCUCCUUUCAUUUUACAUUAGAGAAUGGACUCGAUACACUACAUCCGCCAAAUACAUUAACCAUCUUUUUAGAUAUCUAAACCGUCACUGGGUGAAACGAGAAGUCGACGAAGGCAAAAAGGACAUUUACGAUGUGUACACCCUACACCUCGUUAGGUGGAAGGAGGACUUCUUCAGACUCGUCCACGAAAACGUCAUGAGCGCCGUGCUGGGCCUCAUCGAGAAGCAGCGUAAUGGCGAGACCAUCGAGCAGUCCCAGAUAAAGCACAUCGUCAACUCAUUCGUCUCCCUUGGCCUGGACGAGAGCGAUACUUCCAAGUCGACUCUCGUUGUCUACCAGUACUACUUUGAAAAGCCGUUCAUCGAGGCCACCAGAGUCUACUAUGACAGAGAGUCAAAGCGCUUCGUGGCCGAAAACAGCGUUGUCGAAUACAUGAAAAAGGCAGAGCUUCGCCUAGAGGAAGAACGUGCCCGCAUCGACCUAUACCUCCACCCAGACGUUACCAAGAAUUUGACAGAAACAUGCUUGGAUGUUCUAGUUACCUCGCAUUGCAACCUUAUACGGGACGAGUUCCAGCCCCUCUUGGAUGCUGAACGACAAGAUGACCUUGCCAGAAUGUACCGACUGCUGUCAAAAAUAAAGGACGGCCUGGACCCACUGAGGAACAGAUUUGAGACCCACGUCCGAAAGGCUGGCCUGUCCGCAAUCGCUAAGGUAGCCUCCGCUGGGAGUGAAGGCGUUGACCCGAAAGUUUAUGUCGACUCUCUGCUCCAGGUACAUGGGAAGUACCGAUCCAUGGUGGAUGAAGCAUUUGCUGGUGAGACAGAGUUUGUUCGGUCUUUAGACAAUGCUUGCCGCGAAUUCGUCAACCGCAAUGCCCUCUGCACUACCAGCUCAACUAAAUCCCCUGAGCUGCUGGCGAGAUACACCGACUCCCUUCUUAAGAAGGGCUCCAAGUCAUCCGAAGAGUCGGAGCUGGAGGAGCUUCUCGUCCAGAUUAUGACCGUCUUCAAAUAUAUCGAAGACAAGGAUGUCUUCCAGAAGUUCUACUCUCGAAUGCUCGCCAAACGACUCGUCCAUGUCAGCUCCGUCUCUGACGAUGCUGAAACUAGCAUGAUUAGCAAAUUGAAGGAAGCCUGUGGGUUCGAGUACACCAACAAACUCCAGCGAAUGUUCCAGGAUAUCCAGAUCUCAAAGGAUCUAAACACCAACUACCGUGAGUGGCAGGAGAGAACCUUCGACGAAGAAGACCGCAAGAAAAUGGUCGACCCUCACUUCCAGAUCCUUGGUACUGGCUUCUGGCCCCUUAACCCCCCUUCAACACAGUUUAUCCCUCCUCAGGUCAUCAACAAGACAGUCGAGCGCUUCAAGUCGUUCUACUUUGACAAGCACAGCGGCCGUAAGCUGACCUGGCUCUGGCAGCUGUGCAAGGGCGAAAUCAAAGCAAACUAUGUCAAGAACACCAAAUUCCCCUACACUUUCCAGGUGUCAACCUACCAAAUGGGCAUUCUUCUACUCUACAAUGACAGCGAUGUCUUUGAAUACUCCGAGAUCGAAAAGGCCACUGCCCUCUCCCCCGAUGUUCUAGACCCCAAUCUUGGCAUCUUCGUCAAGGCAAAGGUUCUCAUUCCUUCUCCAGAGAACGCAAAGCCUGGUCCAGGAACUUCCUACGCACUAAACUACCACUUUAAAACAAAGAAGAUUAAGGUUAACUUGAACAUCCAAGUCAAGUCUGAACAGAAGCACGAGGCAGAGGACACACAUAAGACCGUCGAGGAGGACAGAAAGUUGGUUCUUCAGUCUGCCAUUGUGCGUAUCAUGAAGUCCCGCAAGCGCAUGAAGCACGUCCAGCUUGUACAAGAAGUCAUCCAGCAGGUCAGCGCUCGGUUCCCACCCAAAAUAUCCGAUAUAAAGAAGAAUAUCGAAGGCUUGAUGGAGAAAGAAUAUAUCGAGCGUCUGGAUGGCGAUGAAAUAUCGUACAUCGCGUAA
Molecule: messenger RNA, 2100 nt
Organism: Trichophyton verrucosum HKI 0517
Lineage: Eukaryota; Fungi; Ascomycota; Eurotiomycetes; Onygenales; Arthrodermataceae
Exons: 2
Coding region: 1-2100 (699 amino acids)
Biological process (GO): SCF-dependent proteasomal ubiquitin-dependent protein catabolic process; protein ubiquitination
Cellular component (GO): SCF ubiquitin ligase complex
Molecular function (GO): ubiquitin protein ligase binding
Source: RefSeq, a predicted model, not a curated record